Messenger RNA from Acanthisitta chloris (rifleman), 343 nucleotides. Its product is annotated as equilibrative nucleoside transporter 3-like. The annotation marks the transcript as partial. Gene Ontology annotation, cellular component: plasma membrane; Golgi apparatus. Gene Ontology annotation, molecular function: nucleoside transmembrane transporter activity. Gene Ontology annotation, biological process: nucleoside transmembrane transport. The record is from RefSeq and is a predicted model, not a curated record. The transcript has 2 exons. NCBI's taxonomy places the organism in Eukaryota, Metazoa, Chordata, Aves, Passeriformes, Acanthisittidae.
AUGCCAGCACCAUGCACAGGGCAGGCAGCAGCCUCCCUCAGGACCAGGAGCCACUGCUGGAGGAGCCCCUGGGGAGCAGGUACAGCCUGCAGAAGCCAAGCGACCGCUUACAUGGGACCUACAUUAUUUUCUUCCUCCUGGGCAUCGGGUCCCUUCUGCCCUGGAACUUCUUCAUCACAGCCAAGCACUACUGGAUGUACAAGCUGCAGAACUGCUCGGACGAGGCUGGCCCGGCGGGGCAGGCAGUGUCAGACCUGCAGGACUAUUUUGAGAGUUACAUCUCCAUUGCUUCCACCGUGCCCUCAGUGCUGUGCCUGAUUGGAAACUUCUUGCUUGUCAACAA